GACCGUACCAUCAAAUUACUGCAUGUUGCAUCACCCAAAGAGGAUCCUUUAGUGAUCCAGGGACAUGCAGGUAGUGUAAGAGCAGUUCUGGUUUGUGAAGAGAGAGACUUGGUUAUCAGCGCCAGCUAUGACCUCAGUAUCAGUGUGGAACCUAAUGACGGGGAAGUGUGUUGAGAAUCUGAAGUUUAAACACCUUAAACCAAUCAUGUGUGUGAAGAUUAAUGAAACUCUGGUGGUCAGUAGCUGUGCUGGAGGUCAGAUCAGGAUAUGGAACAUGGAGACGGCAUCACUUACAAGGCAAAUCAGUGGUCACCAGGGUGCAGUGCUGUGUCUGUGCUUCGAUCAGUGGCAUAUCCUCUCUGGGGGUUCAGAUGGGGAGGUCAAAGUAUGGAGCACCAACUCUAGCUUCAAAAAAUGCCUGAGGUCCUUCCAGCAUCCAAAAGAGGUGUUGACCAUGUCUUUCCUGUUCCUGCGGAUCAUUACCGGGUGCAUGGACGGAAAGAUCCGGAUCUUCAACUUCUUAAAUGGAGACUGCCUGAGAGUUAUAAGGACAAACAUGAAGCAAUGCCCUGUCCUUUCUUUACACACACACCACAACAAUGUGGUUGUAAACACCAAAGGCAGUAUUCUGAUGCUCCAGUUCGCUGAGGUUCACUGGGACUACUCUGCCAGUCCUUUUUUUGAGCGGUCCCAGAUCUCCCUUCAGAAUGUGCCUCAGAGCGCUGAACAGAUGACUCAAGGGGGUUCACCCAGCUCAAAAAGUCGUUUCCACCGUUUCAAGAGCCUCUCAACUCCCAGUAUGCGGCAUGCACGAGAUGCUCAGCAGGAGUCCACAAGGGCGGCGACGUGGAGUCAGCUGCGGGCUUAUCGUCACAGCAGGGCCUCCAUCAACCUGCAGUCUGAGUACCUCACCAGGCAACGAUCUGUUCUGUCAGCAGGCAGGCCUGUCAGUGGAUACAAGGACUUUCAAAACCGAGUCAGCCACACACCAAGCACUGCCACCAUCAACUUUGAUAAGAAGACUUACGACACCAAACGCUCAGUACUCAGGCAGAGUGAGAAGGCAGCCCGAGACAGAGUGAGAAAACGAGGUCCUCACCACCCCAUGACCCCUGACCUAAUUCUACUAAGGGCCGGCAGCUGCCAGCAGAGUUGUUACAGUGAUCUGGCCAGGUCCAACAUGGAGCUGAAUGCCAGAGUACGAGAUGCCUGGGGACCUGAUUCAUCCAAAGAGCCAUCAUUUCAAACCACCACCAAAAAAAUAUCUGAAAUCCAUGCCCCAUUCACUACCCACAGCGAUGACCUCAACCGUCAGAGCUCCUUACAGUUAAGGCAGACCUGCUUGACACCUCACUCUCCUCCUAAACAAUCCCAAAGAUCCUUGAAAGUAAUUCGGUCUGGCACAAACAAGAUUGGCUCACUGAAUACGACUUCCCCGAAAGAUGGCAAGGCUCCACAGUGUAUGAGGCGAACUUCCAUGCCCACACAUUGCCAUGAAGAUUUUGAAAUGACCAACAUGUCCAGUUCAUAUCACGUCCCGCUAGACCCCUUCAGGGACCGUGGAGCCUUUCAGCUGAGGACGGACACACAACUGGAAGCUUUCAUUCAGGAGUGUACCAGACAGCAGCAGAGUCACAAACACGGCAGGGGUGACCAAAGUAAAACUGUUUGGAAGCGCAGCCAUUGUCAUCAGUAAAGGAAACUAAGUGUGUGCACCUGACCUAUGAAAAGGUACUGAAAUCUAAAGGCAUGACACACUUUUGUUAUAGCUAACCAGACGCAACUGAAUUCUCAGUUUGAUAUUUUUAACUCUAUAGAGGUAACAUAAUAGAAUAAUACAAUAUUUUAAACGUUAUUUUGAAUUUGAUAAGUUGGCUUGUAGUAUAUGUACUUAUACUUGUAGUAUAUUUUUAUGCUAUACUCUUUGACCUCACAUAUAAUUUGAUGGAUAGAUGUUGCAUUAUAUCUAUGCAGUUUGAGAUUAUUAGUCCAUGUCUUCCUUUCAAAACUUGAACAAGUUUUGUUGCUAGGGGGCAGCAAAGUACAAGCUAAACUGUCCCACAGAAAUCAUAAAUCAUAAGUGAUCCUCUCAGGGUGGAACGUUAUGAACAUUAUUUGAAAUAGUUAUUAAUCUUUACAUUUUUAAAAGAUCUUUAUACAUUACAUUAUAAUCUUUAUACAGUAUUUUAUAGUGCCUGAUUUCAGGCAUUUCAUCACCAGUUCUGCAUGCAUAUACAAACACUCUGACUUUUACCUUAUUAAUGAGAGAUGCUGACAAGAAGUGUAAACAUAUUUUGCUGAAGUUGGAGAGACAUAAAAUAAAUUAUAUUUGCCACCCACUGAGUAAAGAGAUCUUUGAAAAAAAAAACUGUUUAUAUAUCUGCCAGAACUCUGUUGUUUUAUGUCUCUUUGUCUUUAGAUGAUUCUUAUUGGGGGGCUGUUCUAAUUUAAAGACUGAAACAUAAAAAUAAUUGUGAGAUUUGUUAUUGUUGAAAGUAGAGUUGAUGUGGCAGGCAAUGUAAAGCUGCCUUCUUCAAACAAAUGAUGUUCAUCCAAUGAACAUCAUCUGUUGAGGUUCUCUAACACUAAAAAUAAGUACGUAGCAUUUUAGUGCUGAGUUUUAUGUGAGUUGCAUC
This is a messenger RNA of Ctenopharyngodon idella (grass carp), 2636 nucleotides long. RefSeq names its product F-box/WD repeat-containing protein 10-like. The record is from RefSeq and is a predicted model, not a curated record. The transcript has 7 exons. The coding region runs from base 128 to 1696 and encodes 522 amino acids. NCBI's taxonomy places the organism in Eukaryota, Metazoa, Chordata, Actinopteri, Cypriniformes, Xenocyprididae. Gene Ontology annotation, molecular function: protein binding.